Eucalyptus grandis is the source of this 455-nucleotide messenger RNA. RefSeq names its product WAT1-related protein At3g28050. The record is from RefSeq and is a predicted model, not a curated record. The transcript is spliced from 2 exons. Lineage: Eukaryota; Viridiplantae; Streptophyta; Magnoliopsida; Myrtales; Myrtaceae. The annotation marks the transcript as partial.
AGAGAGAGAGAGAGAGAGAGAGAGAGAGGGGGGAGAGAUACUGUUACAGAGAUGUGCUACCAUUUUCAGCUGUGAUCACCAUGGACAGCAUCGGGGUAGGGGUGACCACAAUGUUCAAAGCGGCCAACUCGAGAGGGAUGAGUUACCAUGUGUUCAUCGUCUACGCUUAUGGCCUCGCUGCUCUUCUUCUUCUUCCUGCUCCAUUCUUCACUCACAAAUCGAGAGCGCUUCCUCAUCUCAGCUUGCCCAUAGCUGCCAAACUUGGCCUUCUUGGACUUGUAGGGUAUGUACAGUUCAAAAAACUACGUGUUUUUCAGGAUGUGCGACCGUGCAUCUAUCACUGGCGUCGGCCCCACCAGGGGAUGCCGGUCAUUGGAUAUGUAUCUGAUCCCACCCCGCCCAAUGUCUGGGCUGUUGCGCUAGCCAGCAGAGAAGGAUCACAAUUCUUGGAAUUG